AUGCCUCACCACACCACUGAAAAGAAAUGGUGGAAAGAAGCCGUGGUCUACCAAAUCUACCCAGCCAGCUUCCUAGACACCAACGGUGAUGGCCUCGGAGACAUUACCGGCAUCACCAGCAAAGUGCCAUACAUCAAGUCCCUGGGAGUCGACACAAUCUGGCUCUCACCCAUCUUUGCAUCUCCCCAAAAAGACAUGGGCUACGAUGUAGCCGAUUACCGGUCUAUCCACGCACCAUACGGAACAGUCGAAGAUGUCCAAACUCUCAUCGACCAGCUCCACGCAAACAACAUGCGUAUCCUGAUGGACCUCGUCGUCAACCACACAAGCGACCAACAUGCAUGGUUCAAAGAAUCCAGAAGCUCCAAGUCAAAUCCCAAGCGAGACUGGUAUAUCUGGCGGGAUGCGAAGUACGACGAGAAUGGGAACCGCAAAGAACCAAAUAACUGGAAAUCUAUCUUUGGUGGUAGUGCGUGGGCAUUUGAUGAGCCCACGGGACAAUAUUACCUGGCCCUGUUCUUGCCCAGUCAACCCGAUUUGAAUUGGGAGAGCCCUGCUAUGCGUGAAGCCACGCAUGAUGAUAUGCGGUUCUGGCUGGACCGCGGUGUGGACGGGUUCCGCAUCGAUAGUAUGAAUCUCAUGUCCAAACACCCUGACCUACCAGAUGGGAAAGUCGUCAAUGACGAGCCCUACCAAUCUGGCGCGGAGUUCUUUGCAUCAGGUCCCAAGAUGCAUGAUUACAUCCGCGAGAUCAGGUCUCAGGUGCUUGAUAACUACGAUGUUAUGACAGUUGGAGAGCUAGGCUUCACCAAAGACGAGCACUCUGUCAGUGAAUAUGUCGCGAAAGAACGACAUGAACUGAACAUGUUGUUCACCGGUGAUAUCGUGGACAUGGACCAUGGAGCGAAUGGGAAGUACGAACGGAACGACUUCCACCCUCGCAAGAUCCGAGAGAUCACCAACCUCUGGCAAACAGCCAUGCCCAAGUUCGAGGGCUGGAACACCGUUUACCUCGACAAUCAUGACAGCGGCCGAUCUGUCUCCCGGUAUGCCUCUGAUGCACCUGAGCAUCGCGCCACCGCAGCCAAGAUGCUGGCUACUUACUUGACGACGCUGAGCGGGACACCGUUUAUGUUGGCUGGCCAGGAGAUCGGCAUGGCCAACCUCGGGAAGGAGUAUGGUGUUGAUGCAUACAUCGAUGUCGAGGGCAGGAAUCAUUACAAUGAGGUCCUGCAGGCUCGAGGAGGCGAUGUUACUAAAAUGGGUGAUGUGCUACGGGAGAUGCAGCUCAAGUCCCGAGACCAUGGGCGGUUACCCAUGCAGUGGGAAAACUCGCCGAAUGCGGGCUUCACGACUGGGGAGCCUUGGAUGACCAUCAAUAAAGAUUAUGUGGACUGGAAUGUUGCCAGUCAGCUGGAUGAUCCUGACAGCAUCAUGGCAUACUGGAAGGAAGUAAUUGCGCUGCGGAAGAGGUUUUCUGAUGUCUUUGUGUAUGGCUCUUACGCACCUCUCUCGGAGUCUGAGACCGGUGAACUGGUUCUCGGAUAUGAGAGGGAAUGCAAGGAGACGGGUCAGAGAGCGGUCGUUUUAUUGAACUUCUGUGAUCGCGAGUCGGAGGUUUCAGUGAAGAAAUACGCUGGCUGGCGUACUCUUGUCUCCAACCAGGCUGAUAUUUCUGGAGAUCAGAUCAAGUUGAGGCCAUUCGGCAGUCUGGUGCUGUUAACUAUUUGA
Messenger RNA from Penicillium salamii, 1731 nucleotides. The record is from the annotation of a GenBank genome assembly. Lineage: Eukaryota; Fungi; Ascomycota; Eurotiomycetes; Eurotiales; Aspergillaceae.